AUGUCCUCCCCACGACGCAUCACCGUCCUCAUAUCCGGCAAUGGCUCCAAUCUCCAAGCCCUCAUCGACGCCUCAAACACCUCCCCCUUACCGAACGUGGAAAUCGUAAAAGUCAUAUCGGACCGCAAAGAUGCGUUCGGUCUACAACGAGCGGAGAAAGCGCGGAUCCCGAGACUGGUACACAAUAUAGUACCCUACAAACACCUCCCCGACAACCCAUCCGAUCCCUUCAGCUCCGAACGACGAAAAGCAUACGAUGCCGAUCUAUCCAAACACAUCCUCUCCUCAAAACCGGACAUCGUAGUCUGUGCGGGAUUCAUGCGGAUAGUAACACCCUCCCUCCUCAACCCGCUGCAAGACGCAAAAGUCCCGAUCAUAAACGUACACCCCUCUCUACACGGAGAUCUGAUCGGAGCACAUUGUAUUGAGCGGGCAUGGGAAGAAUUCCAAGCGGGCAAGCGGAAAAAGACGGGAAUCAUGAUACAUCAUGUGAUUGCGGAGGUCGAUUUGGGGGAACCGAUUGUGCAAGAGGAAGUUAGUAUUGAAGGGUGUGGGAAGUUGGAGGAUUUGCAGGAGAGGUUGCAUAAGGUUGAGCAUACGUUGAUUGUGGAAGGGACGAGGAAAGUGCUGGACAGCAGAUGA
Lecanosticta acicola is the source of this 642-nucleotide messenger RNA. Lineage: Eukaryota; Fungi; Ascomycota; Dothideomycetes; Mycosphaerellales; Mycosphaerellaceae. The record is from the annotation of a GenBank genome assembly.